UUUUUUUUCCUUUUUUUUAACUAUUAUUUUUGGACGGGGAAGGAUUGAGUAGAAGAAAUCGUUCAGAGAAGGGAACCCAGCGGUUUGCUCCUCGUUGAAGAGAAGAUCGAGAUCCGAUUCCCAGCACGCAGAAGGUUUCCGUGGGUUUUUCAGUGUGGGUUUCGAAGCCCUCGCUGCUGCAGGGUCAGAGCAGAACUGCCUUCUCCGAGCGGCUUUCCUGUCCUGGUUGUAGCUCAGAGAUCGCCUCCCCCCUCCUCGCACCAUUUCUGUUGGUGUUGUUUUCGUUUGGUUGGCUUAGCUUUAUUUUUCCCUCCCCUAUUUGUCUUUUUUUUUCCCCCUUCGUUUAUUAUUAUUAUUAAUUAUUUGUUUUGAUUUGGGUAAAUCCCCUUCCUUAAACGAAAACACUAACUCUGCCGUGGAAAUCCAUGCCCCCCUGCCAUUCGCAAGAAUCGGGUCUAAUAUGCCAGUGACAUCCCCGCCUUGCAGCAGUCGCGAUGAAGGAAAAAUCCAAGAACGCGGCAAAGACUAGACGGGAAAAAGAAAAUGGAGAAUUCUACGAACUGGCCAAACUCCUUCCCCUGCCCUCGGCCAUCACCUCGCAGCUGGACAAGGCGUCCAUCAUCCGCCUCACCACCAGCUACCUGAAAAUGCGAGCAGUCUUCCCCGAAGGUCUGGGCGACGCCUGGGGACAGCCGAGCAGGGUCGGGCCCUUGGAUAACGUGGCCAUGGAGCUCGGAUCCCACUUGCUCCAGACUUUGGAUGGCUUUGUUUUCGUCGUGGCGUCCGAUGGCAAAAUAAUGUACAUUUCUGAGACAGCAUCUGUGCACCUUGGCCUGUCCCAGGUGGAGCUCACUGGGAACAGCAUUUAUGAGUACAUCCAUCCCUCCGACCACGAUGAGAUGACUGCAGUGCUCACUGCCCACCAGCCUCUCCAUCCUCACCUCCUGCAAGAAUAUGAAAUCGAGAGAUCCUUUUUCCUGAGGAUGAAAUGUGUCCUGGCCAAGAGGAAUGCAGGGCUGACGUGCAGUGGCUACAAGGUGAUCCACUGCAGUGGCUACUUGAAGAUCCGUCAGUACAUGCUGGAUAUGUCCCUGUACGACUCCUGCUACCAAAUCGUUGGGCUGGUGGCCGUGGGGCAAUCUCUGCCUCCCAGUGCAAUCACUGAGAUCAAGCUCCACAGUAACAUGUUUAUGUUCAGAGCCAGUUUGGAUUUGAAGCUGAUAUUCCUUGAUUCCAGGGUCACGGAAUUAACUGGAUAUGAACCCCAGGAUCUGAUAGAAAAAACCCUCUACCACCACGUCCACGGCUGCGACGUUUUCCACCUGCGAUACGCUCACCACCUGCUGCUGGUGAAAGGCCAAGUGACCACCAAGUACUACCGGCUGCUGUCCAAGCAGGGAGGCUGGGUGUGGGUGCAGAGCUACGCCACCAUCGUGCACAACAGCCGUUCGUCACGGCCUCACUGCAUAGUGAGUGUCAAUUAUGUCCUUACAGAUCUUGAGUACAAGGAACUUCAGUUGUCACUGGACCAGGUUACCAUUUCCAAGUCACAGUUUUCAUGCAGAAACUCCUUACCUACCUCGCAGGAAACAAGGAAAAUAGUAAAACCCAAAAGUAAAAUGAAGGCAAAACUCAGAACAACACCUUACCCACCACAGCAAUACAGCUCGUUCCAAGUAGACAAACUGGAAUGCAGCCAGGUGGGGAGCUGGCGCUCCAGCCCCGCCGCCAGCGCCGCCGCCCUGCAGGAACAGAACUUCCAUUCAGAGAGCAGCGAACUCUUGUACGCCCCUCCCUACAGCCUGCCCUUCUCCUACCACUAUGGACACUUCCCUGUGGAUUCCCACGUCUUCAGUGGCAAGAAGCAAAUGCUGCCUGCAAAAUUCGGGCAGGCCCAAGGGGCGCCCUGCGAGGUGGCGCGGUUCUUCCUGGGCGCGCUGCAGACCAACGGCGAGUGCCAGUGGCACUACGCCAACUCGCUGGUCCCCAGCAGCCAGUCACCCUCCAAAAACCUUCCUGAGCAGCCAGUGAACAUCAUCAGGCACAACCUUGCCCAGGGUUAUGAAGGUGGGUGUUGCUCUGAGCCAAGAGAAAACGCUCGGCGGAGCGGUGGAUGGGACGGAUUUGUGUUCGCGGUUUGA
Catharus ustulatus (Swainson's thrush) is the source of this 2141-nucleotide messenger RNA. RefSeq names its product SIM bHLH transcription factor 2 (gene SIM2). Gene Ontology annotation, biological process: regulation of transcription by RNA polymerase II. Lineage: Eukaryota; Metazoa; Chordata; Aves; Passeriformes; Turdidae. The record is from RefSeq and is a predicted model, not a curated record. Gene Ontology annotation, molecular function: protein dimerization activity; DNA-binding transcription factor activity, RNA polymerase II-specific; RNA polymerase II transcription regulatory region sequence-specific DNA binding.